Sesamum indicum (sesame) is the source of this 1596-nucleotide messenger RNA. Its product is annotated as glutathione S-transferase zeta class. Gene Ontology annotation, biological process: glutathione metabolic process; L-phenylalanine catabolic process. Gene Ontology annotation, molecular function: glutathione transferase activity; maleylacetoacetate isomerase activity. The record is from RefSeq and is a predicted model, not a curated record. Gene Ontology annotation, cellular component: cytoplasm. Lineage: Eukaryota; Viridiplantae; Streptophyta; Magnoliopsida; Lamiales; Pedaliaceae.
GGCUUCAAUCCCCUACUCCCUAAAAUCGCGUUCAGAAGUCGUGCUUCAAUUCCAAAAUCAUUCCAAGUGUCUGUUCGACGACUGUGAGUCAGCCAUCAACACCAUGUUCCAUCACCGGCAACUUCAAUCCAUCUGCCGCGUCGCCGCCACAAACCCUGGAAUCUUGCACUCUAUCACCACCGUCUCCUCAAUAGGAACCGAAUCCCAACUCCUCAAUUCCUACACCGUCACACCACCAAUCAAACCCUGGCCCCAAAAACUCACCCACAAACGCCUCUGCUCCAUCAUCACCAACCAGCAAAAUCUCGAUCUUGCUCUCCAAAUUUUCCACUAUGCCGGCAAUUACCACCCUAAUUUUCACCACAGUUACGAGACCUACCACGCCAUUAUCCACAAGCUCUCCCGCCAGCGCGCAUUCGAACCCAUAUCCUCCCUUUUGAAUGAAUUGCGAAAUUCGCGAAUCAAAUGCGGCGAAAAUUUAUUUAUCACUCUUAUUCGGUACUACGGUAUUGCCAGUAGACCGAAAGAGGCGAUCAAAAUAUUCCUUCGAAUUAAUGAUUUUGGUGUUAAAAGUUGGGGUGCUUCUGCUGCUAAUAUCUUCACUUCUCCAUCAUCAAUGGAGCCCAACAAGCAGAGGCAUAGUCCAGUUGAUUCUUCAUCAGCUCCGAAACUUGUACUCUACUCUUACUGGCAGAGCUCUUGCUCUUGGCGUGUGCGCUUUGGGUUGAAUCUUAAAGGACUUUCUUAUGAGUACAGAGCUGUCAAUCUUGCGAAAGGGGAACAGUUCACUUCAGAGUUUGGGAAAGUAAAUCCUCUUCGAUACGUCCCAGUUUUGGUUGACGGGGAUGUAGUUGUUUCAGACUCAUAUGCAAUUCUACUGUGUUUAGAAGAGAAGUAUCCUCAGAAACCACUUUUACCGGCUGAUCCUCAACUAAGAGCAAUCAAUCUCCAGGCUGCUAGUAUUGUGUCUUCCAGCAUACAGCCUCUUCACAUGUUAUCGCUGCUGAAGUAUGUCGAGGAAAAAGUGGGUCCUGAAGAGCAACAAGCAUGGGCACAUGUCCAUAUAGAAAAGGGCUUCCUUGCUCUUGAGAAGCUACUAAAAGAUUGUGCCGGCCCAUAUGCUACAGGAGAAGAAGUUUUUUUGGCUGACGUAUUCUUGGCCCCUCAAAUUGCGGUAGCUACAAAGCGGUUUAAUGUCGAUAUGUCCAAGUUCCCGACUCUGCGUACGGUAUACGAGUCGUGCAAUGCAUUGCCUGAAUUCCAAGCUUCUUUGCCUGAUAGACAACCUGAUGCUGUGCAGUGAACUUGCGAACUGAUACAGAGAUGCAAACAUAGAAGUUUUUUGCCUUCAGACAUCCUAUAUCUAUCAGAGUAAACUUGUAUGAAAAUUCCUGCUUCAAAUUGGCAAUGGCAGGUGCUUCCGGAAAUGAUUGUCAUUUAAAGUAUGUAGCCUUGAGAAAGUAAUCUCCCUGAAAUUGUGGAUGCAAAUAUUAAGAUAGACUGAUUGAGAACUAUAUGUUUGAUUUUUUAUAUGAAACAUAUAUAUUUAUUAUAUAUACUAGGAAGUAUGGGCUGCGAUGCACGAGUAUAAAUAUA